Lithohypha guttulata is the source of this 420-nucleotide messenger RNA. RefSeq names its product Sm snRNP core protein Smd1 (gene smd1). Gene Ontology annotation, biological process: RNA processing; spliceosomal snRNP assembly. NCBI's taxonomy places the organism in Eukaryota, Fungi, Ascomycota, Eurotiomycetes, Chaetothyriales, Trichomeriaceae. The record is from RefSeq and is a predicted model, not a curated record. The transcript has 2 exons. Bases 1 to 420 code for a protein of 139 amino acids. Gene Ontology annotation, molecular function: RNA binding. Gene Ontology annotation, cellular component: spliceosomal tri-snRNP complex; pICln-Sm protein complex; U2 snRNP.
AUGAAGCUCGUCAGAUUUCUCAUGAAAUGCGCCAACGAAACCGUCACAAUCGAGCUCAAAAACGGCACCAUCGUCCACGGCACAAUCACCUCAGUCUCCCCACAAAUGAACACCGCUUUACGCGCCGUAAAGAUGACUACGAAAAACCGGUCGAAUCCAGGACAGGUCGGAGAGACAAUAUCGCUCGACACAAUCAAUAUUCGAGGCAGCACAAUUCGACAUUUUAUUUUGCCGGAUUCGUUGCCGUUAGAUACGUUGUUGAUUGAUGAUACGCCGAAGCCGAAGAAUAAGGCGAGGAAAGAUGCGGAUAGAGGUGGAAGAGGUGGUGGUGUUGGGGGCGGUAUGAGAGGUGGACGAGGUGGGAGAGGUGGUGGUGGAAGGGGUAUGGGUAGAGGUAGGGGGAGAGGAAGAGGAUUCUAG